Molecule: messenger RNA, 1025 nt
Organism: Egretta garzetta (little egret)
Lineage: Eukaryota; Metazoa; Chordata; Aves; Pelecaniformes; Ardeidae
Product: acidic leucine-rich nuclear phosphoprotein 32 family member B
Exons: 6
Coding region: 16-783 (255 amino acids)
Biological process (GO): regulation of apoptotic process
Cellular component (GO): nucleus
Molecular function (GO): histone binding
Source: RefSeq, a predicted model, not a curated record
AUGUAGCCGGGUGUGAUGACAGCUGCUGGGUGUCUCUGUUGGCAGGUGAAGGAGCUGGUUCUUGAUAACUGCCGUUCGGACGAUGGGAAGAUCGUUGGUCUCUCUUCAGAUUUUGAGAACCUGGAGUUCCUCAGCAUGAUCAACAUCAACUUGCUGUCCGUCUCCAAUCUCCCCAAACUCAACAAACUUCGGAAGCUGGAGCUGAGUGAUAACAGGAUUUCUGGUGGCCUUGAAGUUCUAGCAGAGAGGACUCCUAACCUGACACACUUGAAUCUAAGCGGCAACAAGAUCAAAGAAAUCAAUACCCUGGAGCCCUUGAAAAAGUUGCCAAACCUGCAUAGUCUGGACCUCUUCAACUGUGAGGUGACGAUGCUCAUCAACUACCGGGAGAGCGUGUUCACCCUUCUGCCCCAGCUCACCUACCUAGAUGGAUUCGAUGCUGAUGACCAGGAAGCCCCUGACUCAGACCCUGAAGCAGAUGGGGAUGGACUGGAAGAUGAGUAUGAGAAUGGGGAAGAAGGUGAGGAAGAGGAUGAUGAUGAGGAGGAAGAUGAUUUGGACGAAGAAGUCAUUGAUGAUGAAGAAGAUGAAGAUGAUGAUCUGGAAGGUGAAGAGGAGGAGGAUGGAGUAGAUGAUGAGGAGGAAGAUGAGGAGGAAGACGGUGAGGAUGAUGAAGAAGAUGAAGCUGAUGAUGACCUUCCGCGAGGGGAGAAGAGAAAACGAAAUCUAGAGGAUGAGGGAGAGGAAGAUCCAGAAGACGAAGAGGACGAUGAGGAUGACUGAUCCAAGCGAGCCAAUCAGUUUUACAGACUAUGACUGUGCUUGUCUUAACCUCCCCGUUGUGUCUAUGUGAGACUGUAAAUCCCCAUCUCCCACUCCUCCCCCCUUUGUAUGGCUGCAGUGUCCGCAAUAUAUUUUUUUAAGAUGUAGAAUACUGUAGGCAUUCAGGGGAAUCUUCCAUACAAGGCUCACUUUCUCAAUCAUGACCAAAGGCUUUCUCCGUUCUGUGGUUUGUGCAGCAGUUU